CAAUCUCUCGAGACGGGACCGGCCGGCCCCCUGGCAGUGCACUGCCGCAGCCAUGGCCGCAGCCAUGGCCGCAGCCACCACACUGGCUGCGGGACUGUUGCGAUCUGCUGGUGCAGUACCAACGGCACCAACGCAAUGCAGCGCACGCGUGUGUGUGCCUGUGUCUGUGGAGCAGUACCUGUUCAACGUGUUCGAGGUGAUCGUGUCCACGCUGGAGACCAAGCUACAGCGCAUCGAGAACCUGGACAAGGCGGUGGAGCACCUGAUGCGGCGCGUCGAGGCGCUGGACUCGCGCGUCAACGACAACAUCGACAAGACGGACUCGGUCAUCUCCAAGCUGCGCGCCAUGGACGCGCGCCUGUUCCAGGCCGUGCCGGGCGGGCUGGCCGCGGCCGUGGUGGGCGGCGGUGCGUCCACGCCGGGCGGCGCGGCUGCGGCGGCAGCGGCGGCCGCCGCGGCGGGCGACAUCGACAACAGGCUCGUCUCGCUGGACCAGAAGGUGUCCGACAUCGGCUCCAAGCUGUCCAACCUCAAGAACCAGCUGGACACCAACUUCCUGCCCGCGGACGACAUCAACGCCGAGGCCAGCGAGAAGAAGCCCGUCAGCAUGAACGUGGUGGACAUCGGCAAGGUGCUGAGCGCCGAGGUGACGCGCGAGCUGCAGGCGCUGCGCACCGCCACGGCCAGCGUGGACCGCCUGGACCGCAAGCUCAGCUUCCACAUGAACGUCGUGUCCGAGAGCCUCGGCAAGGUGCUCAACAUGGUGACGGACGUGCACGACGCCGUGGUGGAGCACGUGGAGGCCCCCGCCGUGCCCGCCGGCGUCUCCCCCGUCUACCGGAACCGCACGGCCACCACGACCACCACCACCACCGAGUCGCCCCUGGCCGCCGCCAACGCCGUCAAGCGCAGCAAGCUGGACCGCCUCGUCAAGCAGAUGCACCCCAUCCUCAGCGUGUCCGAGAAGAUGGACGAGGUGUGGGACGUCGUCGUCGGCACCAAGACCUCCGUGGACGACCUGGUGCCCAAGUCGGACGAGCUGCUCACCCAGACGCAACGUCAGGAGCGCGCCAUCAACGACGUGCACGCCGACCUGCGCCAGAAGGCCAACAAGAUCAUCGCCAACCUGGACAUGGUGGAGAAGCGCCUCAAGAAGCAGGAGGACGAGGUGGUGAACCUCGCGCAGCGGCCAGUGGCCGCCGAGCUGCUCCUGGACCCCACCAUCGACCGCCUGGUCGAGUACGACUCCAACAGGUACUCCGUGGUGUCGAGCAGCAGCCAGGUGUCCAACCGAGACGACCUGCAGCCCGAGACGGACCCGCUGCCCGGAGUGCUGCUGCAGUCCAACUCGCCCUCCAACUCCAUCGCGGCCACCACGACGCCCGGGCCCAUCUUCAGCGUGCAGGGCGUGACGGUGACUCCCAGUGCCCCGGUGCCCACCACCACCCUCAGCCCCCAGGCCUCGUCCACGGUCACCUCGACCCCGGGCGGCGCCACCUCCGCCGCCGCGUCCGCCGCGGCCGCCGCCAGGGCCUCCAGGAACAGGGGCGUCAUCUUCCCCUCCGUCAAGAACAAGCCCACCCUCACCAACACGUCCUUCGCCACCGAGUUCUUCAACAUCAAGGACGUCAAGGGCUACUCGUGCGUGGACCUGCUCAACGCCGGCAUGCGCCACUCGGGCGUGUACUACCUGCAGAUCCGCGGCACGACGUACUGGUUCCUCAAGGUGUUCUGCGAGCAGGAGAUCGCCGACGGCGGCUGGACGGUUAUCCAAAGACGCGAUGAUUUCGGCGACCCCCGAGAAAACUUCAACCGAGACUGGGCGGACUACAAGAACGGAUUCGGGGAUCCCGCCAAGGAGUUCUGGUUAGGUAACGAGAACAUCUACAUGCUCACCAACAACGAGGAGUACCAGCUCAGGGUUGAACUGGAAGAUUUCGAAGGCAACAAACGGUAUGCCCAGUACUCUCACUUCAAGAUCUACUCCGAGGCGGAAUACUACAAACUUGAAAUCGACGGAUACGAGGGCAACGCGGGCGAUUCGCUAAACGACCCCUGGUACGGAUCAAACAACAGCCCCUUCUCCACGUACAACAGAGAUAACGACAGAUCGAGCUUGAACUGCGCGUCCAUGCUGAAGGGAGGUUGGUGGUGGAAGUCAUGCGGACGAGGACUUAACGGCCUCUACCUAAACGACCCGCAGGACUUGACUGCUCGACAAGGUAUUGUUUGGUUUAGGUGGAGGGGUUGGGAUUACACGUUGAAGAGAGCCAGCAUGAUGAUCAGACCGAAGGGCCCAGGAACAAGCCCUUAGUAAUGUAAAAAUCUCAUCAACUGCCAUCGAUCAUCCCAUUCAUCAAAGAGAGCACCUACUACACAUGUGUCGGUGAUUUUGACCAUAUUUAUCAUGUCACAAAAUCAAUUCAUUGAAUACGUUCCCCAUUAAAUAUCCCUAAAAUUUAGAAAUAGUAUUAAAUAUUUUGUGUUAAAAUUUAUCCAUUUCGUAGCUGCAUUCAGAUUAAGCAUUGGUGUAAGUUGUGCUCAGAGACAGAUCUUAUCAGUAUUUAAUGCUCAAUAAGAGCCUCAAUUAGCAAUUAAAUCAAUUUUUGGAGUGAAAUUUUUUUAUAUUAAUUAGGUCAUGUGAGUGUAUUUUGGCCAUGUGGUCACUAAAACAGCAAAAGCAUUCUUAAAGAUCAUUGCAGACAGUGAACCAUACUACCUCUGGAUUAUCUAAAUUGUCUGAGCAGGUCUUGUGAGAAACAAUAACUUUGCAAGUGUGAUACAAAGAUAUUGAUGUUUUAGGAGGUGCCAUGUUUCUGAAAAUGAGUACCCAUGUAUCAUAAGCUAAGAGCUUUCCAGUUUUUAUAUCUUGAAACUUACAAAUUUAGGCAGUUCAAUGAACUAACUACUGGAAAUGUGUGUACAUAUAUAUAUUUGUAUAUUUACCAUGAAAUUUUGUCUCUUGUUGCUUGAAAUUAUACUCUCCUUCCUUUAACAACCCGCUUGUCUAAAAUGUCUUAAAGCGUUUUGAAAGCAAAGGAGACAAAAUAUGGUAUUUAAAAUAAAAGAAAUGGCUCUACUGCUGCUUCAUGAAUUGGGGCAAUUUUCACCCUUUCUGAUAUUUCCUUUUUAUCAGCAAGUUCAGAGAGAAUGAAAAUUGAGAGCAAUGCGCCAUGAGCAGAGGGAAGAGUUGUGAUGUUUUGCUGCAUAGAUAAUGUUGCCUGAAAGGGAGAAAGGUAAACAUUGGUCCUAAAAUUGUUUGCCAGCAAUUUCUUAAAACUUUUCAUAAACCAAGGGAAGAAACCAAACCUCUUCCUGACAAAUUAACUGUCACAAUUAAUGUGACUGAGCCACCUCGAGCCACAUUGAAGGUGCAUGAGACUUCUUUUCUCAAAAAUCAUUUCAAGAAAUCAACUCUAUCAUUAUUGCUAUUCAGUGCAACAUUUGGUGCAAAAAAAAUUCUGUCAAAAACAUGCUUUUUUCCCCUUUGAGGUGAAGGUAUUCUACUUUGGCUUCUGCUAAAUCAGCUUUGUUCUGUUCUUUAUUUGCCACAGUUAAAAUUUCAUUACAUUCUUCUAAGUUUCAAUUGCAAGACUUCGAGCCUCAUUUUUUGUUUCAUGUUCUUUGCUUACUAAUUCAGUUGAGUAUCUGAUGGCUGCAAUUCCUCAUGUGUAUUGUACCGGAAUUGAUGAUUCCAUAUAUUUUGUCAAUCCAUUUUAAUUCAUCUGCAUUCUGAAGUUAGACCACAUGAAAGUACCAAAAUUUUGUAUUUAUUGUAUUGUAAGUGUUUUUUCUUUUUGUUUUAUUUUGUUAGUUUGUGUGGUUUUUCGCCAGAAAUGUGCAUUGGCACAAGAUACUCCUGAACAAAGGACACAAAAUUUGGUGUGGAGUAGUAUGUGACUGAAGCAAAUACAUGAGUGCAUCUCAAAAUGAACCAAACAGGUUUAGAAUUGUCUAAAUUUUAGGUUUGUAGGUGGACUGUUACUAUACAAGAGUGGUUGCCAUUCUUCCAAAAAGGAGAAUGCACACUGGUGUCCUUAAGUUGUCCUUCUUUUUUAGGUUUAGAAAAAUUUGUAAAAAAAAACCAUUGAUUUUUUUUGUGUUUUGUUUUUAAGACUUUUUGUAAUAAAACAUUUAAAGUUGUAAAUAGUAUGUGGAAAGUUGUAUAAAGAGAAAUAUGUUUGUAA
Messenger RNA from Thrips palmi, 4187 nucleotides. Its product is annotated as angiopoietin-2. The record is from RefSeq and is a predicted model, not a curated record. Lineage: Eukaryota; Metazoa; Arthropoda; Insecta; Thysanoptera; Thripidae. The transcript has 9 exons. Bases 53 to 2314 code for a protein of 753 amino acids.